Molecule: messenger RNA, 3272 nt
Organism: Solea senegalensis (Senegalese sole)
Lineage: Eukaryota; Metazoa; Chordata; Actinopteri; Pleuronectiformes; Soleidae
Gene: stk17b
Product: serine/threonine kinase 17b (apoptosis-inducing)
Exons: 7
Coding region: 411-1481 (356 amino acids)
Biological process (GO): protein phosphorylation; intracellular signal transduction; positive regulation of apoptotic process
Cellular component (GO): nucleus
Molecular function (GO): protein serine/threonine kinase activity; ATP binding
Source: RefSeq, a predicted model, not a curated record
GUCAAACACAGGGAUGAUGAUGAUGAUGUGAAGUGACCGAAAACUCCGGGGGGAUAAACUUUGUUUUUUGCCGAGCUGCCGUCUGUUCCUGGUCGGUUUUCUGGAUUAUUUAACUGCAGCACAGAGCCGAACGUUCGGGUUUAACUUUCACUGGCCGCCGCUCUUCGUUUAAACUGAGGAAACUUAAUCUCGCUCACUUUUUAGUCGGCGACAUUGACCGUCGAGCUAACUGUGUUAGCGACAGCCGAGCUAAGCAGCAGAGUCGGUAAACGGAGCGGAACAAUAGCACGGUCACCGGGCGAAGCUAACACUAACAUGUAACCGAUGUGCUAGCUAUAGCCACUUUAGCUUCUCGUGUAGUUAUAGCGUGUGUAGCGCGGCAUUCAACCUGGUACCGUCAACAGAGGAGGAUGUCUCGGAGGCGACUGGACAGUCGCAGCGGACUCUCCGCGGGGCUGCUCAGCGAAACUCAGACCCCCAUCAGCACCGAGCCCAUGGAGAGUGUCUAUGAAAUGACCGGAGAGCUGGGGAGGGGGAAGUUUGCAGUGGUGAAACGCUGCGUGGAGAAGGCGUCGGGCAAAGUGUUUGCUGCUAAGUUCCUGCGGAAAAGGAGGAGAGGUCGCGACUGCCGGGCCGAAGUCAUUCACGAGAUGGCCGUUCUGGAAAUGGCCCGCAAUAACGCCCGGGUGGUCAACCUGUAUGCUGCUUAUGAGACGGAUCACGACAUCGUCUUAAUGCUGGAAUAUGCGGCAGGUGGAGAGAUAUUUGACCACUGUGUGUCUGACGAGUUGCUGUCGGAGGCGCAGAUCACUCGUCUGAUCAGGCAAACACUGGAGGGAGUCCACUACCUCCACCAGAGCAGCCUGGUGCACUUAGACCUCAAGCCGCAGAAUAUUCUCCUGACCAGCCUGUCGCCUCCAGGAGACAUAAAAAUCGUAGACUUUGGCCUGGCCCGUAGGUUGGGUGCGGUUGGAGAGCUCCGAGAGAUUCUUGGCACACCUGAAUACGUGGCUCCAGAGAUCCUGAAUUAUGAACCCAUCACAACAGCGACUGACCUGUGGAGUGUCGGUGUUAUAGCCUACAUGCUUGUGACGGGCGAGUCUCCGUUCGCGGGGGACGACAAGCAGGAGACGUUCCUGAACGUGUCCCAGGUGAACGUGGACUACAGCAGGGAGGCCUUCUCCAAGGUUUCCGAGCUGGCCGUGGACUUCAUCCGCAAACUGCUCGUUAAAGCGCCAGAGGACCGGCCCAGCGCCGCAGAGUGCAUGAGUCACCCGUGGCUGUGGCAGCAGCAGUUCUGUCUGAGCCCCGACUCCACGCCCAGCACGCGCACGGUCCGCGAGAGGAGCUGCGGCACCAAGUGGGCAGCGCCACCCGAAGACCCCGAAGACAAGGAGAACUUCCUGGAGUCCCCGCACUCUCACGCCAAGAGGUUCCGUUUCGACGAGGAAACCUUCGCCCCCGGGGACGGUGACUUUUGAAAAAAACAACAAAAAAAAACCAACAACAACAAAAAAAAAGGCAACUUCCCCCGAGCUUUUAAAGUCUUUUAAUCCUUCACAAAAACCAGCCACCACCACUCAACUGUACUUAGGUUGCGUUCAUAUUCCGCUAAUCUGCAAAAUUCCAAGAUCCUCCACUCAAAACCAAAGAUAACCAGCUAUAUUGUGAGAUCUGUCACUGAUCCGUCGCUGUUAAAAGUGUGAAUAUGUGUGUGUGUGUGUCUGUUAAUGCCAUGUGUUUAACCUAAAGUAUUUAAUUCCUUCUAAUCUUUGGUAUUUUCAGGGCCUGUGUGUAUCUGUCCCUGUAACUGAUGAAGGCUAGUGAGGAGUAAUUCCAGGGAAAUCUAUGCAAUACUUCUCUUUUAUAUUUCAAAACCUUUUUACUUUUGUUUUCUUUGGCAAGAACCCGUAGAGGAACUCAUCUGCACGCUGCCUUACUUGUGGCACAGGAAGUGUUUCACUUCAGCGGAACCGCGUGAUAUCGAGAGAAGCAGCGUGACAGUUGUCCCUCGUUUGCAUGUUGACGAGAACUCCUCUGGUCACCAGGUAGAAAACACGCUGCUCUCCAUGUCUUCACUGUGUCUCUUUGGUCCACUCAGCAGGACACGAAUACAUUCCUUCAGGUUCGCCUCGUCCCCUUGAUGUCUUAAAGCCAUACUUUGCGUGUUUUAUGUCCACAGAGAUUUGAGUUUUGGCCCCGAACGGUCCUGCAGUCACAAAGUUUUAUAAGGUUCUAGAAAAAGAGGACAUUGUGGACCGUUAGUGGACCCUCUGUGGGCUUUACUGUCACUGUCACCUUCCUCAUGACUAAUCCUGUUUAGCUCAGGACUUCAGAUAAAACACAUUUUUAAUAACUGGAACCAAAACACUUCCACAUUUUCACAUGCACUCACACUUCUUUAUUAUUUUUUUUUAAUUGUGUGGCGUCACACUCUGCUGAACUGUCACUGUGGAUCCGUUGCUGAUGCUGGCUUCUCUCGUCCCCGUCUCGCUACGUCGCCAUCGCGUUAGUUUCAGUAGCAGCUCUUGCUACGACGCUACGUACGCCCACCGCUACGCCUUAAAGCGACGCGUACGCAUAAGUGCAAGUGCAGUGUUUGUGUUAAAGCUGCUGUCAGUGAUGUCGUCUUCUGCUGUUAGCGUCGCGCCAUGAACACAUGCACCUAAAGAGCAGAGAGGACCACCUCUUUCUGGAGUUUUGCUAGGUUUAACAUCAGAGGCUGAGAGUGAGGCCCCGUACACACGAGAACAAGUUUAGGAGAAUCCGCAAAACGUUUUUUGUCGCCGUUUUUUUGGAAAAAUACGCCACAAUACAUAUGUUUUAGACACCGCCUCCAAGAUUUAUGCACAUAUUUCACAUCUUCUCUGGCAACGUUAGAGCACCAGGUCCGUCUGUAUGAAGACAUUUCUUGCAACAUAUGGUGUUUAUGAAACCACAAAGUGAAAGAUCGUGUGAUAGAGAAGGUGUGGAUAACGUGUCAAGAAUAUUCAGAUUUCACUUACAGCAGCUGUAAGGAUUGUUUUCACUCACUGUAAACUUCUUGAUUUGACACAAAGUCGUGCUUUUUUUUAAUUAACUCCUCCCACAGUAUGGUACACACAAGUGUGUACCAUACUGUGGGAGGAGUUAAUUAAAAAAAAGUGAAAGAACACGGGUGAGUCAGCCGCUGUUCUCACCCGUGAAAGAACACGGGUGAGUCAGCCGCUGUUCUCCUGCCACACCUGCACUUACUCAAAUAGUUUCCCCCCCGUGCUCCGAGUUCCUCUUUG